This is a messenger RNA of Cololabis saira (Pacific saury), 2181 nucleotides long. Its product is annotated as interleukin-6 receptor subunit beta. NCBI's taxonomy places the organism in Eukaryota, Metazoa, Chordata, Actinopteri, Beloniformes, Belonidae. Bases 1 to 2181 code for a protein of 726 amino acids. The record is from RefSeq and is a predicted model, not a curated record. Gene Ontology annotation, cellular component: external side of plasma membrane. Gene Ontology annotation, molecular function: cytokine receptor activity; protein binding. Gene Ontology annotation, biological process: cytokine-mediated signaling pathway. The transcript has 15 exons.
AUGGAGCCGACCUGGACCUGGACCUGGACCUGGACUUUGAUGGGCCUCCUCCCCCUCCUCUCUGCAGACGUGACGGUGAAACACACCCAGCUGAAGUCGUGUGAAGGAGAUGAUCGUCUUUGCGUCAGUGACCUGAGAGACUGUGGAGGACGUCCUCCAUCCUCCGAGCAGAGGGUCCUCAACAUGUCCUGCUACUACCAGAGGUCUGAGGAUGGACUCCGGUCCCUAACCUGCAGCUGGACCCGGGAACCAGAACCAGGACCCAGAACUGAGGCCAGGACCUCCCUGAUCCUGUCCAGCCAGGACCAGGUCUACUCGUGUCCGGCGAUCCUCAACCCGGCCGCCGUCCUCAACGUCUCGGUCCGGAUCCGGGACUACAGGACCGGGACGGAGACCUGGUCCCGGCCUCGGACCGUGUCCCUGUUCCACGCAGGGAAGCCCCCUCCCCCCGUCCUCAGGGUCGUCGGUUCGACUCCGGACUCCGUCUCGGUGUCGUGGAGAAGCGGCGCCGACGGCGGCUGCAGGAUCCGGUUCCGACCAGACGACGGGCAGACAUGGACCCAGAUUCCAGGUCUGGUUCCGGCCCAUGAAGACCAGGAUCUGGACUUCAGGAUCCCGAACCUCCGUCCCCUGACGGCGUACCGAGCCGCCGUGGCCUGCAGGGGCCGGUCCGGGUUCUGGAGCGACUGGAGCUCCGACGUGACGGGAAGGACGUCGGAGAGAGCCCCCCCCAGACCUUCGGAGAUGUGCUACCGGCUGGAGGAAACCUCUGGAGGACGACUUCUUCACCUCAAGUGGAAGGCCGAUAGACGAGUCUCCGGGUUCCAGCUGAGCGUUCAGCCGCAGGGAUUCGCCCGCAACGUUAGCGAUGGGGAUGUAGCGCUGCUGCUGGUGGACGAGGGGAACUGCAGCGUCGCCGUCAGGGCCUUCAACGCCGCCGGCUUCGGACCCGCUGCGCACCUGGGGAUCGACGGGCGCAGACGCGGCGCUCCGCCCCCCGUCAGACACAUGUGGGUCUCCAGCUCGUAUCCAGACGAGGACGGGUUACUGGUCCGGUGGACGAGGACUCCGUCCUCUCCAUCCUCUCCGCUCAGCCACAUGGUGGUGCAGCUGGAGGCGGAGCCGGGUCCGAGUCCCGGGACCCCCGGUCUCUGGACCAGGGUGGACCCGUCCAGCACCAGCGCCGUCAUUCGAGGUGCCGACCCUGCGGCGUCGUACCGGGUCUCGGUGUUCCCGGUCCAGGAGCGGCGGUGCGGCCCGACCCGGUCCCUGAGGGCCAGCCUGCAGCAGGGAGCGCUGCUGGAGCCGGUGCACCUCAAGGUGCUCCGGGUCACCAAGACCUCGGUCACCUUCACCUGGACCUGGCAGAGGAAGAACGGACCAAUCAGAGUGGAGCGGUACCGGGCCGAGCUGAAGACGGGCCGCACCAGGCUGAACUUGUCCCUGUGGCCCGACCAGCAGCUCCUCACCUUCUCCAACCUGACGCCCAGCACCCAGUACGUCCUGCUGCUGAUGGCUGACCACAACCCCAGGGCCGCCGUCGCCGUGACGACCAGCUUCGACGACGUCCCCGUCUUGGCCUCCAGUCCCCUGCUGGUCCUCGGGGGGACGAUGCUGCUGCUCUGGAUCCUGUCCAGGACCGUCUACAAGUGGCGGUUCUUCCCGCCCGUGUCCAGCCCUCGAGGAAGCACCACCGGCCAGUGGCUGAUGGACCCCAACCUCCAGAGGCCCGACAGCAGCAUCCUGGAGAUCCGGGACUUCCAGGUUGUCGGGGAGAAGACGCUCGUCAUCCGGUCGCUGGUCGUCCAUCACAACCACGACGAUGAUGAUAAUGAUGCGUUUCCCUCGGCGACCGGCGGCCUGGUGGACCGGUCGGUCCCCGGUGAGGCUCCGCCCCCCCAGGACCAGGAAGAGGUCGCUCAGGCGCCGCCGUCGCCGCGCCAGGCCGCCGUGACGAGCCACGAGCUAACGCCGCCGGGGGGUUGCUGGUUGCACGGCGGACCGGAGAACAACAGCUCCUUCCUCGUCUGUGACACCGAAUACCUGGAAAACACCUGCUUCGGAGUCAAACCCGCAGCCGACAGGACAGCCGACAGGACGGCCGACGUCGGCGGAGGACACGAUACUGACCCCUGGUGGCCCGGAGGUGCCUUACACCUGGGAGUCCAGACUAGUGGAUGA